This is a messenger RNA of Rotaria sp. Silwood1, 1032 nucleotides long. The record is from the annotation of a GenBank genome assembly. NCBI's taxonomy places the organism in Eukaryota, Metazoa, Rotifera, Eurotatoria, Philodinida, Philodinidae.
AUGGAAUUAUCUAACCGAAUUGCAAAUGAACCAUUCAUUCGUGUGCAUCUCGAUCAUUUUUCUGUUGGAAAACAAAUUCAACCAUUGGAAAAUAUUAGAUUAAGCGUUGAUACAGCCGAUCCACCACAAUUUUUAUUGAAUCGACCAAAAUUUACACCAUAUAAUGACAGGGCUAACGGUUUAUAUUUUACGACAAGUACUAAACAAGGCUAUCAAAUAACUAUAACUAUUUAUAUUGAUGAUGACAAAACGAAUUAUAUUUAUCAAACUAAAAUUGAAGAUUUAAUUCGACAUGUUGAUAAAAUUAUUCGAGAAUAUCGAUUCACAGAUGGAGGUCAUGCAUGGAUGUCAAUUGAAUUGACUAGUAAAUUGAAAAUAAUAAAAAUUAUAGAAAAAAAAAAACGUUUUGAUUUUAUUGUUAGUACCAAAGAUUUAAAACCUGAAAAUAUUCUUUUAAUGCAAAAUGGUCGCAUAAAAUUAACAGAUUUUAGUCUUUCUAAACAGUUGAUUUAUAGAACAGAAACAACACGUACAUUUUGUGGUACAGCUGCAUAUAUAGCACCAGAAAUCUAUCAAAACAUAAAUUAUAGUUUUCCUAUUGAUUACUGGUCUUUGAGUAUAACGAUCUAUGAAAUGAUCCUAUUUGACACUCUAUUUAAUGGCGUCGAUGAAUUGGAAAUAAAAGAAAAUGUAAUCUAUAGAGAUUUCCAAUAUCCAAAUACUAUUUCAUCUGAUCUUCAAACAAUUUUAACUGGGUUAUUAAAUAAAAAUCCAAUAGAACGUUUUGGUAUAAAUGAACUUAGGACAAGGAAUUUUUAUUCAUCUCCAUAUUCAUUAGAAGAUAUUGAACAAGAAAGAUUACCAUGUCCAUGGAACAAACCAAUUCCUUCUAAUCCUCUACUAAAGAAACGUUUAGCAACAGAAGAAAUAUGUCUAUCAUAUAUUGAUAAAGAAGCAAUAUGUACGACACUUACUAUAAAUAAUGAUAAAUUUCGCAAUUUUUCAUUUAUUGAUCCUUCAUUAAAACUAUGA